This is a messenger RNA of Aspergillus melleus, 3246 nucleotides long. Its product is annotated as putative nicotinamide nucleotide transhydrogenase. Gene Ontology annotation, molecular function: NAD binding; NADP binding. NCBI's taxonomy places the organism in Eukaryota, Fungi, Ascomycota, Eurotiomycetes, Eurotiales, Aspergillaceae. Gene Ontology annotation, cellular component: mitochondrial inner membrane. The record is from RefSeq and is a predicted model, not a curated record. The coding region runs from base 1 to 3246 and encodes 1081 amino acids. Gene Ontology annotation, biological process: proton transmembrane transport; NADPH regeneration. The transcript has 18 exons.
AUGAGUGUGCCGCUCUCCCUGCGGUCAGCGCUGGGGGCGUGUCGGGCGGCUCCCAGCGCGCACGUAGUAAAAUCGCUUUUCUCAAAACGUCCAGUGACUCAGCUUCACUUGCCGUACCUGGGAAGCCAGCGCAAUAAUCGCGAACCGAUCUCCUUUCCGAAGCCCCUAACCGCUAAACGGCACACGAGCAGCGCUUCCUCUCCCUCGCCGGUCCCCGCUGUCCCCUACUCUGCCCUCACGGUUGGCGUGCCUCGAGAAACAUAUCCGAACGAACGUCGCGUCGCCCUCACACCUCAGAAUGUCGCUCUGUUGCGCAAGAAGGGUUUCUCGCGCGUUUUGGUCGAGCGUGGUGCUGGCGAGGAAGCCCAGCUGCUUGAUCAAGCAUACGAGGAAGCCGGAGCGACCUUGGUCGAUCCAUCUGCUAUAUGGUCCGAGAGCGAUAUCGUCUUGAAAGUCCGCAGUCCACGACAGGAUGGCCCCGUCAACGAAAUCAACGCGCUCCGUCAGGGCACGACCGUCAUCUCGUUUUUGUAUCCCGCCCAGAACAAGCCGCUAGUGGAAAGCCUUGCGUCGCGCGGUGUCACCGCAUUUGCGAUGGAUAUGGUUCCGCGGAUCUCGCGUGCACAGACAUUUGAUGCGUUGAGUUCCAUGGCCAACAUUGCGGGAUACAAGGCUGUUUUAGAAGCUUCGAACCAUUUCGGUCGUUUCUUGACGGGUCAAGUAACCGCUGCUGGUAAAGUUUUAGUCAUUGGAGCUGGUGUAGCUGGCUUGAGUGCCAUUGCCUCGGCCCGUCGACUAGGCGCGAUUGUUCGUGGUUUUGAUACUCGUCCUGCAGUCCGUGAGCAAGUCCAGUCUCUAGGCGCCGAGUUCAUCGAAGUAGACAUGCAUGAGGAUGGUUCCGGGCAGGGUGGAUAUGCCAAGGAAAUGUCCAAGGAAUUCAUCGAAGCGGAAAUGAAGCUGUUCAUGGAACAGGCCCGCGAAGUGGACAUCAUCAUCACGACCGCCCUGAUUCCUGGAAAGCCUGCUCCGAAGCUUAUCACAAAAGAGAUGAUUGCUGCUAUGAAACCGGGCUCCGUGGUCGUCGAUCUUGCAGCAGAAGCCGGUGGCAACUGCGAAGCAACGAUUCCGGGACAGCUGACAACAUACAAGGAUGUAACUGUUAUUGGAUAUACCGAUUUCCCGUCCCGUUUACCCACGCAAUCCUCUACUUUGUACUCCAACAACGUCACCAAGUACCUUCUGUCAAUGGCGCCACAGGAAAAGUCGUUUGGCAUUGACCUUACCGAUGAAGUAGUGCGCGGGUCUAUUGUCACACUCAAUGGUGAAGUCUUACCCCCGGCGCCUCGCCCAGCCCCUCCGCCGGCCCCGAAAAUUGAAGCAGCUCCGGCAAAGGAACAGGCAGUGGUAGCUCUGACCCCCUGGCAAAAGGCAACGCGAGAUGUAACCACUGUGACAGCUAGCUUGGGAUCUGCUCUCGCCCUAGGCAAAGCAACCGGUCCUGUCUUUAUGAGCAACAUGAUGACAUUCGGCCUUGCUGGUUUGGUUGGCUACCGUGCUGUGUGGGGUGUUGCGCCGGCGCUUCAUUCCCCUUUGAUGAGCGUCACCAAUGCAAUCUCAGGUAUGGUCGGUAUUGGUGGUUUCUUCAUCAUGGGUGGCGGGUAUGUUCCUACCACGAUCCCGGAGUGCCUUGGAGCAGCGUCCGUGCUAUUGGCAUUUAUGAAUGUGUCGGGAGGAUUUGUUAUAACCAAGCGCAUGCUGGAUAUGUUCAAGCGUCCCACCGAUCCCCCUGAGUAUCCAUGGCUCUAUGCGAUACCCGCCGUGGUUUUCGGUGGAGGGUUCCUCGCCGCUGCCAGCACUGGGAUGGCUGGCUUAGUACAGGCUGGGUAUCUCGUCAGUAGUCUGCUGUGCAUGGGCUCCAUUUCCGGUCUUGCAUCUCAGCAGACCGCCCGCCGAGGUAACAUACUCGGUAUACUGGGUGUGGUGUCUGGAAUUCUGGCUUCUCUUGCGGCAGCGGGCUUUUCGCCCGAAACAUUGACCCAAUUCGGCGCUGUUGCUGGUACAGGAGCACUUGUUGGAACAUUGAUUGGACGCCGCAUCACACCGACCGGGCUCCCUCAGACAGUCGCGGCUCUCCAUUCGGUGGUGGGAUUGGCUGCUGUCCUUACCAGCAUCGGCAGUGUCCUAGCUGAUAUCAGUCAUAUUUCUACGCUACAUAUGGUAACUGCCUAUUUUGGCGUUCUGAUCGGCGGCGUAACCUUCACUGGUUCGAUCGUGGCUUUCCUGAAACUGGCAGGUCGGAUGUCUUCACGGCCAACUAUUCUCCCCGGACGACACGUAAUCAAUUCAACGUUACUGGGCGGCAAUAUAGCUACUAUGGGUGCUUUUGUAACCAUGGCUCCAGCAAAUCCGGUCAUUGCCGCUACAUGCUUGGGUGCGAACACAGCGCUCAGCUUUUUGAAGGGUUACACUACAACAGCUGCCAUUGGAGGAGCUGAUAUGCCCGUCGUCAUCACGGUCCUCAACGCGUAUUCCGGGUUUGCCCUGGUCGCUGAAGGACUCAUGCUGAACAACCCGCUUCUUACGAGCGUCGGUUCCUUGAUCGGAGUUAGCGGUUCAAUUCUGUCCUAUAUCAUGUGCGUCGCCAUGAACCGAUCCCUCACCAACGUGCUAUUCGGUGGAAUCGCAGCACCGCAGCAAGCAAAGAAGAUCGAAGGUCAAGUCACACAGGCUACUGUUGAUGACACGGUCGAGACGUUGUCGAACGCAGAGAACGUCGUCAUUGUCGUUGGGUACGGCAUGGCGGUGGCCAAAGCACAGUAUGCGCUCGCCGAGAUAGUGCAUAUGUUGCGUGCCAGAGGAAUCAAUGUCCGCUUUGCAAUUCACCCGGUCGCUGGGCGUAUGCCGGGACAAUGCAACGUGCUUCUCGCAGAGGCAUCGGUUCCUUAUGACAUCGUUCUGGAAAUGGACGAGAUCAACGACGAUUUCUCCGAUACCGACGUGACCCUAGUCAUCGGAGCUAACGACACCGUCAACCCGAGCGCCUUGGAGCCGGAUUCGCCAAUCUCGGGCAUGCCUGUGCUGCAGGCCUGGAAGAGCAAGGAAGUGAUUGUGAUGAAACGGGGAAUGUCUAGCGGAUAUGCGGACGUACCCAACCCGAUGUUCUACAUGCCCGGAACAAAGAUGUUAUUCGGCGAUGCGAAGACUUCAUGCGAUGCCAUUAAAGCGAAUCUCGAAGCGCGGAAAUAG